AAGAAAGGGAAAGGAGGAGGUGGGGUGGGGUGGGGUGGAGAACCGGAACGAAGAGAAGCUACCACAUCUUGCUGCUCUUUAACGCGUUCAAUUCCUCUGACUAAAAGACUCACUCCUCCCUCCUUUUGAUGCCCCGUUCAAGCUUUAUCUUCUUUUUCUUCUUCUCGUUUUCUUUCUCCCCCUCUUUUCCUGGGACUCCGAGCUCUGCUUCGGGAUUCGGAGACAUAGGCAUGAGGAGGAGGCGGAGAAAGAAAGGGAAUGGCGGUCGUGAUGACGACGGGUGCGGGCGGGGAUGAGCAGCAGCAGCAGCACCAGAAUCCCUUCUUUCUCGACUUCUUGGGCAUGGGCAUGAGCUGUGGUGGGCAAACGCCCGCGCCUGAUUCCCGCUCCAUGGCCGGGCACGCCGAACCCGACGCGGCCUCGCCCUCCGCUUCCUGGCAAACGCUUGGCGUCUCUUCCGCUGGGCAGCAUGGCAUUGUUUCCGCAACCUCUCUUCUCGGUUCAGAGAGACGGGGGAUGAGAAGUUCUGAGGUUUUUCACUUUCAUGGUAGGAAGAAUGCCAUUUCAGACCCCGAAGGAGGUAAUACAUUGCCAGGAAGAAAGAGGAGCCAUCCUGAAUCAGUAUAUUCAGGUUUGAUAGAUCGAGCAUUUCCCCUGAGCUCAGGCUCCCCUGAAAGCCCAUGCUUGAUUAAGAUGUUUGGAAAAGAAAUAGUUAGUGAGCGCCCGGAUAAAGCUCGUGAUGAUGAAAUUAUGUUGUCUAUGCAUCGACCACCAAGGCCAACUUCUCUUGUGUUGCAUCCUCCCCUUAGUAGCAGACCUGAUUCUCUUAGUUCCAAGUUAGAACAAUCAUUGUCCAGAAGUCCUGGACGGUUACUACAUGCUUCAUGCUUUUCGAAAGCUACAAUUUCUUCUUCAUAUGUGAACAAAGAUGCAAGUGCGGUUGCGACAGUUAUUUCACAAUCUUCCAUAGAUGACGGUUCUCGAACAAACAUCAAAGCUUCUGGAGUUGUAAGUAUCAGCAACCCCGUUAGCAUGGUUUGUGAGAAAAUAUCAACCGAAUUCUUGCCUAGACCUAAGGCUUCUCAUGCUACAGAAUCAGAAACUUCUAAUGCUGUAAGGUGUGUCUCUUUUACAAUGUGGCUUAUAUGUUUCGACAAGCUCUCCCUUAACCUUGAUUCAUCCGUUAGUGUUGAAUAUGAUGGUAUCAAUGCCACAAAACCUCUAUUUGUCUUUGACAGGCGAUCUAAGGCAGCGUCUCCUGGACGUCAGAUGACCAUAUUCUACUCUGGCCAAGCACAUGUUUUUGACAGUGUCCAUCCAAAUAAGGCAGAUGUAAUACUGGCUUUAGCUGGAUCAAACGGCGUAUCAUGGUCGACCACUUACCACUCCAGAUCUAGUGAUCAGUCGAUCGUGAAUGAAGCUAAAACACGAGAGGAAGCGUGGACGAGCAAUUUGCCAAUAUCUGUACAAGGGGAUAUGAGUCACCAAAUUGCAGAGAUACCACCUCCGAGUGAUCAUUCUGCCAUUAGAUCUGGUGGAAAGGAUGUGGGUGACGAAGGGUGCGCUUGAUUGAGGACCCAUUUGGAUCCAUUUCACUUGGUGGCGCUUUGGAAUUCUUGGUUUUGUUGUCAUUUGCUUUGGUUUGGUGGUUUAUGUGACUACAGGAACUUAUCGAUCAACCUUCAAGACUUUCUAUAUGUAUCGUUUUGCAUCGUUGCUA
Molecule: messenger RNA, 1720 nt
Organism: Musa acuminata subsp. malaccensis (wild Malaysian banana)
Lineage: Eukaryota; Viridiplantae; Streptophyta; Magnoliopsida; Zingiberales; Musaceae
Source: RefSeq, a predicted model, not a curated record